GCAUUUCUAAAAACCAAAGCAUCCGCUUUUUAUGUUAUUCACCGUGCGCGCGUCUGGAUCAGCUAAUGUACAGUAUGGUCACGUGACGGAUAACAAGCUAAGCCGUCAAUCGCAUAGGAAGAGCCGCGAGACCAUAAGAGAAUUGCUCCAGCUGCAACAAAUACGAAAUUAUAAUCAGUAUCUCUCGUGUAGUUGGUCGAGAUGGAUGUGUCUGGCCAUAGUUUGUUUCUCCUGCAACAACUGAAUGUCCAAAGGGAGUUUGGCUUUCUGUGUGACUGCACUGUUGCCAUUGGCAAUGUAUAUUUCAAGGCCCAUCGUGCCGUCCUUGCUGCCUUCUCAAACUACUUUAAAAUGAUCUUCAUCCAUCAGUCCAGUGAGUGUAUAAAGAUCCAGCCCACAGAUAUUCAACCAGAUGUCUUUAGCUACCUGCUACACAUAAUGUAUACAGGCAUGGGUCCCAAACAACCUGUAGACCAGGUCAGACUUCAAGAAGGCAUCAAGUUUCUCCAUGCAUACCAGCUCUGCCAUAAAACAGGUGAAGGUGGUUCAGAUGCUUUCUCUGACCCUGUUCGUAUGUCCAACCUCUAUGGUAUCCAGAUCUCUUCUCAGCUGACCGGUAAAGAGACCUCAGGCUUGAAGGCGGCUGGUUCACGGGACCCAGAGGACAGACGCUCUAGUACAAGGGCAGAUCGUACACAUGGCCGACUGUCUCUUGCUUUAGGGCUAGAGGGCAUCACAAAUGAGAGGCACCCUCAAAGCUUUCACGCCGCAUCUUCGGUGGUGUCAGGGGACGACUCUGAUAUCUCAGCACGAAUCAAGCAGGAAAGAGUAGAGGAGGAAGAAGAACAACAACAACAACAGGAAGGCGAGAAGGACCCUCGCUCUCUCUCCCCAAACCAGGUGAGCCCCUGCCAGGCAGGCCUGUUCAAAGAUGGCCCACUUGCACUUCUGUGCCCACGUUGUGGCGAACGCUGUCUGUCACCUGAAGGCUUACAAGAGCACCUUUUUACGCACGCAGCCUGUGCCCUCGAGCCUAGAGGCUUGAUGGAGGGCCCCUCAGAGGACAAAACCGAAGAGCAUGCAUCCCUGGAAGAAAGACGGCCCCAUAAAGAGCACAUAGACACGGGUAGCCUAGAAGAGGCCUUACGACAGAGCCAGGCUCUUGCAGAUGAAUUGGCCAUGGAACUCAGACGAGGUGCCGGAACCGGACGGAGUGGCAGUCCGUUGGCGGUCUUCACCCGAAAACGAAAGAUGGCCUGCGCAGUCUGCAACCUUCGCUUCUCACAAAAGAGCCAGCUGCAGGAGCAUAUGUUUGCCCAUGUGGGCAAGCCACUGAGAUACCACCGCUACAGCCGCUUCUGCGGGCAGCUGCUCCAUGGUUGCGAGGCCCAGCCGGAUAUCACCGCAGCCACAGGAGAGGAAACGGCCAAGGACACUCAGGAUAACGGCAGUUCCUGCUACUCACUGGACUCCGAGGUCUCUCAGGAGAGCGUUGACGCAGUGACUGUGGAAUGAAAUCUGGGAAUGUAGUCUCAAAUAGACCCAUACAAACACAUCAAUUGCUGAUUUGAUUUCUGCCUCAGCACCAAUACGCUUGUGUCCUGUCUCAAACGUCCUUGUCAGUAUGUUAUACAAAGUUUUGUUGUGUUGAUGAUUGUUGUGUUGAUAUGUGUUGCUGACGUUUGGAUGACUGAGAAGACAUUUCAAUACUAUAUUUAAACAAGUAUUAAAUUAAAAAGCAUGUGCACAUGAAUCUCAAAUAGCUAAAUGAUUUUAAAGGCCACCCUAAGCUAAUAAUUUGUAACUAUUUCUGGUUUUCUUCAGCUGUGGCCUAAUGAUUAAAAUGCACUGAGCUGAGAGUGUAAAUGAUCCCUGCCCUAAAUCAAAACUGGUUCAGUGCCUUAGAGUAUUUUUGCCAAACAUCUUUGAAAUGUAAAGCACUUAAACUAUCACUCAGCCAGUUGAACCAAACCCUGGAAGUUGUUUUUAUUGUUAUAAUGUUUUAAUUAACAUACCGUACAUUCGAACAGUGCCUAUUUGUCAGUGCAAAGUUAUCCAAGACGUCUACACAAUCAAAGUAAUUUGUCAAAAGAAUGUGUGCAACAGGUGCUUUUCUUAAAGCAUUUUUUAUAUGUCAAAAGACUUUCAAGGUUAUACUGUGCAUUGGAAUACAGCUUUAUUAGGAACCUUACUACAUAAACUUGCAACAUUAAAAACAGCAGUGGCACAUACUGUAGAUUGAGUCAUAUUUCGAAGACAUACAUUAUUCAAAGAUUAUUUUGCUGAAGCAUCUAAAACAUGCAGAGGCAUAACAAAUGUGUCAAACACAUUUUUUUAGAAUGAUUUAUUAACUUUCAUGACAUCACUGACGGUAGACAUGGUUUCCUUUGUGCUGUAUUUAAACUGUCUAAGCGCCAGUCUUUGCAGUUAUAUUUAUUCAGUACCCAAACCAAGGCUGGUGUACUGUGGUGAGUAUUAUAAAACAGUGAAACUUGCAUUUGUGUUAUUUGUGUGUGACUUGUAAGGUGCAUUUUUAAGAAGCCCCUAUUCACCAUCAGCACUUAGUGCCAUUGUGUGAUAAUGUGUUCUGGUUAUUUUUUUAAUAAAUAGCACACUAAAUAAACUGAUUUAUAUACUUCAGUCACUGGUUCCAAUACUUUACCUGUUUGUCUUGUAAUUGCAACUUAUUACCACUAGAGAGCAGCAUAUAUUCACAAGCAAACAUCUUGCACAAUUGUCACCAAUUCUGUCUCUGAAAACAUUAUGGGGUGGUUUCCCGGACAGGAAUUAGCUUAAACCAGCAGGCCUUAGUUAAAUUAUGAAAUAUAACUAGUUUUAACAAACAUGCCUUACUAAAAACCUUACUUGUGUGCAUUUUGAGGCAAAACAAAGGGUACUGAUGCAUGUUUUAAAAGAAAUGUCAGUGCAAGUUGUUUUGAGUUUGGA
Paramisgurnus dabryanus is the source of this 2946-nucleotide messenger RNA. RefSeq names its product zinc finger and BTB domain containing 25 (gene zbtb25). Gene Ontology annotation, cellular component: nucleus. Gene Ontology annotation, molecular function: DNA-binding transcription factor activity, RNA polymerase II-specific; protein binding. Gene Ontology annotation, biological process: regulation of transcription by RNA polymerase II. The record is from RefSeq and is a predicted model, not a curated record. Lineage: Eukaryota; Metazoa; Chordata; Actinopteri; Cypriniformes; Cobitidae.